This is a messenger RNA of Capsella rubella, 686 nucleotides long. RefSeq lists its product as uncharacterized. The transcript is spliced from 2 exons. NCBI's taxonomy places the organism in Eukaryota, Viridiplantae, Streptophyta, Magnoliopsida, Brassicales, Brassicaceae. The coding region runs from base 250 to 453 and encodes 67 amino acids. The record is from RefSeq and is a predicted model, not a curated record.
AACAGGGGACGGCUUGUUUUCUGCAUCGAUCCCUCUUUCACUACUUGGGUUUAGGGUUUUGAUAGAUAGGCAAGUGGCCACGACACCGAGCGUCACCGAACCAGUUGUCACCUAAAUACGAAACCUUUAGGCUUCUGUCGCAUUGGGCACAUUUCUCUGUAGAAGGAAAGAAAAAUAUUCAGCUUUCUGUAUCUACCGGAUUUUCGAGUAAUCAGCGAAACGUAAAGCACCAGGUUAAAGACUUUAACAAUGGCAGGAUUUCCAGGUUUUAGUCACCUUGGUCCAAAAAGCAAGAACGUGGUUGUAGCGGGUGGAUUAACGGCUUUUGUUUUUGGGGUAUACUUCUACACAAUGAGGGCUGUUGGUGGCACGGACGAACUUCAGGUGGCCAUUGACAAGUUUGAAGGCCAAAAACAGGUUGAGACCGAUAACAAGGUUCCAUCUAAGGUCUAAUCCUCACCGGCUCGAUAUGCCCCAACUAAACCCGUUGUUCAUCUUUGUCUUCCAAGUUCUUUACUUCACGAGUUUGGCUCGUUUGUUUCCGACAUGAAUUGGUAUCUGUGUUUGAGUCUCAGUCCAAUCCCUAAUACAGUGUUUAAACAAGAGAACGUCUGAUCAGGACAUGGUUUUAAUGUUCUUCACAUUAUUGUGGUAAUUGUCAACUUUAUCAUAAUCUUGUACCUAAA